AUGGCCCCCUCGGACCUUGACCUCAAGUCCGGCUUCAUCCACCUCUCCUCUGCCCGCCAAAUUCCCGGCACGCUCACCCACUUCUUCGCCUCGCCUCCCUCGGACCGCACAUCCCUGUACCUCCUCAAAAUCCCCCUGGCGCCGCUCGAGACCGCCGAGGUGCUGCGCUGGGAGAGCCCCGACGCCAAGGUCUGCGGAUCCCGGGACGGCGAGGGUAUGUUCCCGCACGUGUACUUCGCGGACGGACGGCUGGGGCUGAGUGACCGUGAGGUGCAGAGCGUGCGGGAGGUGGUGAGCGAGCAGGGGCAGCUGGGGUGGGAGGCGGCGUUGGCGGGAUUGGAGAGCUGGCUGGUCUGA
Molecule: messenger RNA, 357 nt
Organism: Cyphellophora europaea CBS 101466
Lineage: Eukaryota; Fungi; Ascomycota; Eurotiomycetes; Chaetothyriales; Cyphellophoraceae
Exons: 1
Coding region: 1-357 (118 amino acids)
Source: RefSeq, a predicted model, not a curated record